Messenger RNA from Canariomyces notabilis, 960 nucleotides. RefSeq lists its product as uncharacterized. Lineage: Eukaryota; Fungi; Ascomycota; Sordariomycetes; Sordariales; Chaetomiaceae. The coding region runs from base 313 to 750 and encodes 145 amino acids. The record is from RefSeq and is a predicted model, not a curated record. The transcript is spliced from 2 exons.
AGGAUUGCUGUGCCUGGCUCGGAAAGCCUUGGCCACCGACGACCGAAGCCGAUGGAAGGGGACUCGGAUACCCUCGCAAUCCGAGUCAGCGUCCAUCAUUCUCGAUCGAGAAGCAUGAUCAAUCUAUAAAUCAGGACUCAAAUCGCAUCACUCCGCUCCCAUCGACAGUCGACAUCACCAGUUCACCAACAAUCUCCAGUUCUCCACUCAGUCCUACCAGAGGCCAGCACCCAACCUCACUUACGCACAUCACUGCAAGAACCCGACACCCACACCCCUCAAGCCAUUGAAACAACGUGACAGAACACCAAAAUGACGAUCGCACACACAGGCAUCAAAACCCCAGCCGACAAGCACGCCGCCAUCGUGGAAUGGUACACAGCCGCGCUGGCACCACUGGGGUACAUCAAGGCAGUCGAUUUCCUCGACGGCCUGGUUGUCGGCUUCCUGGACACCGCCACCCAGAACGUCGACUGGUGGGUCACGUCGGCGGCGGCCAAUCCCCCGACCAACCCCGGUCAGGCUCAGGCUCCUGACUCGGAGGAUGUGGCCCCGCUGCCUACGCACACUGCGUUUGCUGCCAAGGACCGCGCGACCGUGGAUGCGUUCCACCAGGCGGCCGUUGCCGCCGGCGGUAAAGAUAAUGGCCCCCCUGGCGUGAGGGCGCAUUCCGGACCCAACUAUUACGCGGCCUACGUGCUGGAUCCGGCGGGCAACAACAUUGAGGCCGUCUACAACCCGCCAGCUUAGCCUGCAAGUAGUCUUUGGGGUUGAGGGCUCGUGUGUUCUAGGUUCCGGGCGGCUGGAAUGGCAAAUCUGUGCCUUGGCCGGGGAUUGACGCAACUGGAUCUGAGAGGGAGUAGACAUGGGGAUACAAACUUCUGAACAUGAUGAGUAUGCCCUUGAGUUCUGUAGAGAGAUUAGCAUAUGAAACGCAGAGACAAAAUAUACUUAGUGACU